Molecule: messenger RNA, 321 nt
Organism: Ramularia collo-cygni
Lineage: Eukaryota; Fungi; Ascomycota; Dothideomycetes; Mycosphaerellales; Mycosphaerellaceae
Product: related to UPF0136 domain protein
Exons: 3
Coding region: 1-321 (106 amino acids)
Cellular component (GO): membrane
Source: RefSeq, a predicted model, not a curated record
AUGUCUCUCAGCACCAUCGCCCUCAUCCUCGGCGCCCUCACAGCAGGCGGCGGCAUCACAGGCUACGUCCGCACGGGCUCCAUCCCUUCGGUAACAGCAGGCUGCACCGUCGGAGCCUUCUACCUUCUCGGUUCCUACCGCAUCAGCAACAAACAGAGCUACGGUGUCGAACUCGCCCUGCUGGCCAGUGUCAUUCUUGCGGGAAGCAGCAUUCCACGCGCCGUUCGUGGUGGUUUCAAGCCUUUGCCAACGGGCUUGAGUGUGUUGGCGACCAUUGGAUUGUUGCAGUUUGGUAUGGCUUUUGUUAAUAAGCAGAAGUGA